Molecule: messenger RNA, 2119 nt
Organism: Balearica regulorum gibbericeps (East African grey crowned-crane)
Lineage: Eukaryota; Metazoa; Chordata; Aves; Gruiformes; Gruidae
Source: RefSeq, a predicted model, not a curated record
CUGCCCUGGAGACAAGCCCUAAUCAUCUGGGGGGUGAUUAUGUUCAGUUCUUCCUCACCAAACCCCCCAGACAUAAUUCAGAUCCAAACUGGAGAGACAGGCAGGCACGCAAGAGGGGACCCCAGCACCAUAUAGCCCCCCCGAAACCAUGUACAGGAGCAGCUUCCUCCGCGAGGUGCGCAAGGAGAAGUAUGAGCGGUCGGAUGCCUACGAUGAACUGCGAGGCUCCCCCGAAUUCGACAGUUUGGCCCAAGCCCGGGGCCUGGAGAACCUGCAGGAGCUCAACGAGCGCUUCGCCAGCUACAUCAACCGGGCGCGUGUGCUGGAGCAGCGCAACACCAUCCUACGCAAGCAGCUGGAGACCUUCCAGCGCAUGGAUGAGCUGGUGGGCUUGGAUGAAGCCUUCGCUGGGCAGAUCGAGUUCAACCGCCAGCGAAUGCGGGAGCUGGCGUCCGACCGAGCCAAGCUGGAGCGGGAGGAGAAGGAUGCCCAGCGCAUGCUCGAUGAGUACCGCAACAAGUAUAGAAAUGAACGUGAAUAUCAGCAGAGGCUAAAAGAAACUCUUGAACGCCUUAAUAAGGAAGCUGAUGAAGCACUGCUGUGCAACCUGGAGCUGCAGAUCGAGUCCCAGUUCCUACAGGAUGACAUUAAUGCCACAAAGGACAGAUACAAGAAGAACCUAAUGGAAAUCCAGACCUACGUCAGUGUUUUGCAGCAGAUCAUCCAGACCACCCCUCGUGUGUCCCCUAUAACUACUGGCAUAUGUGAAGAAAAACUGAUAGCGGAGAGGAGGAUCCCUGUUCUGCAGAGCCAGCUGGAGGAAUACAAGAGCAUCCUCUGCCAGCUACAGACACAGAAAUACAAACUGCAGACAGAGACAACCAUGCUGGAGCAAGCGAUUAAAAACACCCAGGAGAGUUACGAUGAUGAAAUUCAGCUUUACAACGAGCAGAUUGAAAACCUGAGGAAGGGGAUAGAGGAGGCCGAGAGGACCUUGGAGAAGUACACGACUGACUGCCGCCAGCUGGUGAUCUACCAGCAGUCCCUGGAGAACGAGCUAGAACGGUACAAACGUAUCAUCGAGAAUGAGGACAGCAGGUUAAACUCUGCUAUAGCAGGAACGCCAGUCACACUCUUCACACAGAUCUAUAGACCUGUCCAGCCUCAGGCUUCGAGGGGAAGAGAUAUCACCCAGGCCAUGCAAGACAUUACCAGUGUAAAGCCCAGACAAAAAGCUCUGACAAAGAAAAUUGCCAGGAAAAAGGAGCUGAUGUCUAAAGACAUAACUGAUGGUCUCUCGCCUGAGAGAAUGUACGAAAGAACUCUGGAAGAUUUUGACCAAGAUCAGCUGGAGUUUAGGCACAGAGGCCCAGUCACAUGUGAACCUGGGCAGGAAGGAUUAGAACUUGAUGAAAAAGAGACAGGCCCAGAGGAUGUGCCUGAUGGAGCCCGGAUAAGUAAAGCCUUCGAUAAAUUGUGUAACAUUGUGAGGGAGAAAAUAAGAGUCUACAAGAGACCAGAGCCUAAACCUGAUGCCCAUCCCAAUGGGCGUUAUGUGCGGGUAACAGGGGAGGAAGGCUAUGAAGAACCUUGCAUCCUGGCCCCCUCCAUCCCAGCUGGGGGAGUGAUCACUGUUUCCACCAGCAACGGGAAGGUGAUGAACGGUGGUGUCCUGCCAGAACCGGCUGAACCAUCAGAAAAAGAGAAGGUGGGUAUCUGUGAAAGGAGGGAAGAGUUUGAACUCCAAGAAAAACAGAAAGAGGAAGAGAAAGAAGACAUACUUGAAUGGGGAAAAAAAACAAGAGGAAAAAUUGAGCAAAUCACAAAGUAUGUGGACAUCUCUGAGACUGAGACAGUUCCUUCCCCUGGCCUGAUAAGCCCAACUGAGCCAGGAGUCCUUCGAGAGACAGAAUAUGACCGAGAAGAUAAGCAGAGCCUUUUGUUCAGGGAAGCAGGCUUGCCUGGCUCCAUGAGCUACGAGAAGGUGGAGGUGGUGGAGUCCAUCGAGAAAUUUUCAGAUGACAGAAUUCAGACGUACGAAGAGACAGCGAUGAUUGUGGAGACAAUGAUAGAGAAGACAAGCAAGAAGAAACCAGGUGACAAAGGCUCAGGCUCUUAA